AUGGACGACGCCGCGCGCGCGCUCGAGCGUGCGCUCGCGUGCGCGGACGCGACCUCGAGCGCGCGGUCGCGCGAAGUGCUCGACGCGGUGGAGGAUUUCUCUCGAGCGCUCGAGGAGAGGAGUCGAUCGACGGAUGGGUCGUUGACGACGUCGGACGACGAGCGACGAUGCGAGGACGCGCUCGUGCGCGCGGUGCGCGCGCCGGUGGGCAACGCGUCGAGCGCGCGCGCGGCGAUGGCGCUGGUCGAGCGGUAUCGGGGGAGAGAGGGUGGCUCGAUGUGGUCGCGGGCGAAUGAACUGUUGGACGCGGCGACGCGAUCGAGCGCGAGCGCGUUCGAACGCUCGAGCGCGCUCGAGGCGCUGACGCGCGUGGUGCGAGAGUUUGGUGGGAAGUUGGUCGGCGCUGGAUCGUCGUACGCGAAGGCGGCGUGUGGGAUCGCGAAACCGAACGAGGACGCGAGGUGUAAGCGCGCGGCGUUGCGGCUGUUCGCGGCGACGUGCGCGCGGGCCGGCGGUGGGAUCGACGCGAAGAGCGCGAUGUCGUUUUACAAGACGAUCGUUCGCUUAGAGGCGGACGCGUCCGCGGGUGUCCGCGCGGCGUGUGCCGAAGCUCUCGGUGCGCUCGUCUUUGUGCGCGGAAGGCAGAGCGAAACGAGCGCGGGCGACGUGGAUGUCAACGCGGUUGCCGAACGGAUAUUAAGUCUCCUUGCCGAUGAUGACGCUCGCGUCCGUGAUGUGGCAUCAAGCGCGCUCACGAAUGUUGCGUUGUCGUGCGUACGCUCGACGAACGACGCGGUUGCAGAGGAAUCGCACGGAACGACAGAGCCGCAUUUUGCGUACGCGGUGCGCGCCUUCAUGUACGAUCCGUUCAAGGCGUCGAUUCGUGGGCGCUCGGUGAAGGAUCAGCGCGUGUCCCUCGGCGUUGCACGCGCUUGGGCCGCUUUCAAUCGCAGAGUUGUUAGAGAGGAGGACAUCGAACAGCAUGACAUCGCUGUAUUCACGGUGAAGACUCUUCUCGCAGAGGAGCUCGAUGAUAAUCCUCACGCGUGCGCGUGCGCUACUUACGUCAUUAGAAUCGGUUGCUUGUCGAAAGCGGACGAGGCGAGUCUCCGCGCGACACUGUCGACGGUGGUCGAGGCGUUUUCGUCAACAGACGUAUUCCGAUUGCUCGUUUCGGCACGCGCGACCACCGAUACUGUUCAAGUCAUUGGUAGUGCCGAUGAAGAACUUUGGUUUUCUACGAUGCACUCAGUCCUUCAACUACUUCGACAUCCGGAUCGACACGUACAAGCUGAAGCUUCCUUGGCGCUGCGAGCACUCGCUCUCGCAUGUCCGACCAAGUUCGUAUCGCAGCUUUAUCAAGCGUUGGCUGAACUUGACAAAUUCGUCACCUCCGUUGACGCGCCAGAUUCGAUCUUGGCUUGCGGCCUCGCGUUUCAUAUCGCGGCUCUUGUGUCCAUCGGUGCAGAGUUUAGCUUUGGUUUGCCAUCGAGCAUCUUGCGAGAUGCCGCUGCUCUAGGUAUACGAUGCGCUACUGGACCUGGAAGUGCGCGCGUACGCGAGGGUGGAUGGAUCGUAAUCGCAGCGUGCCUCGUUGGAUCAGGUGCGGCCGUGGCGUCAGAAAUGUGUGGUGUUUCGAUCAAAUUUGCGUUGACUGCUACAUUCGAUGCAGUCGUCGAAAGUGGUGUGGAGAGCGAACCUGGUGAAAUUUAUGCAGCAGCUGCCGCCGCAGAAGCUUUGUCUGCUUGGCUCAUCGGCGAGCAGAGUCAGUCAUCUAGCCUCACGCCGUUAUUGUUAUCUGCUGUUACGGCGACAGAACGUAUCAUUAGUGCUCGUGAAGGUUCUCUCGAAGACCAACACGCGAAAUCGCUGUUCCGGUUCAGAGUUUUCGAGUUGUUGAACUCGGUACAAAACACAUCGUUCUAUGCAGAUUUACACGCACGAAUCGUCUCACUUUGCCACAGAGCGUCUCAGUCGAAUACGCUUGCGGAUGCGACUCAGCCCGAAAACUUCCUUAAAUCGCAAUUGAGCACGGAGGAUGCGCAUCUUGGGCCGUGGAUGUCGCACGCUGACGCAAACUUUGAUGAACUAUGUACGUUUGAGGGAUCAGUAGACUCUCCCCAUCCGCGAGUUUGGAUAGGGUUAUCGGAGGGUCACGUGUAUCCUAGGUCAAGAUCAAUGAGGGCUUCGACUAGACAAGCUGAAGGCGUUCAGAUAUCGAAACUUUUCUCCGCGUCUCCGCAUUUACGAAUUAGCGUGUUGUAUCACUUUCUCAACACUGCUCAUCGUUUGGCUGGCACCGCUGCCGAUGGACGGGAGUUGUCAGAAAGAGGAGUGUACACGCCCAAGAAGCAAAGUGCAUUGGACGUAAUUCAGAGUCGAGCGAUAAGCGCUUUCGGAUCGCCGUUCAAGGGACGCCGCUCAAAGGUCGACGAGCUGGAGGAGCUUGGUAAUAGACACGCGAUGCUGACUCUUCUUUGCGCCGACGUGCUCGCUGCUGUGAAGCACAUGGUCGAGCAUACAAAGACGCGAGACGCCGAGUUGAUGAAGGAUUUCAAAAAGAUCGCAAACGUGAUGCAAUGUACACACUUUGCUUCGACAACGCACUGGCGAGCCAUAGCGGAGAUUCAUGGUUAUGCAAAUGUGCUCAAUCCAGAUCCCGAUGCUCUUCUACGGGAACUGGUCGAGUCAUCCAAAGAGGCUUUAGGCACGCCCAAUGAUUCUCCGAUACGUAGCAUCAUUGCACUUUCGAUUGCUGCAACGUUUCGAAACGCUAGUGCGAUGACACUUCGUCAAGCGUGUACGCCGGUGGUCACAAAUUUGUUGCAAAUGAGCAUGAAUGUCGAUCAUGCUUUCGCGUCACACAUUUGGUCCUCACAUUGCAUAUGCGUGAUCGGCACACAUAGCGGACAAACCUUUGUACGCGACGCCGAGGAUAGCGUUAAUUUAGCGUUUGCUCUAGCUGACGCACCUUUCCUGCUUGAGGAGGAAAAUGGCCCGAUGACACGCGUCACCGCAGCACGUCUUGUGAACACGGCCAUUUCGGCCGUCGGCCCCGACUUAGACCACGGAUCUCUGUUUUUCAAGCGUUCGGAGGGGCUGAUGAAGAUUUUGUGCGACAUUGACGAUCCCGCAGCUCAACUGGAGUCGACUACGUUCUUGCAGCACAUCGCGACGUUUACUCCGAGGACCCCGAAGGGCCGUGGAUUGGUGGCAAAACUGCGUUUGAUGCUCAAGACGUCGAUAGAUUCUUCUAAUACGGAGGCCGUGAUGUUGACGCUUCGACAUCUUCUAGAAAGAGAUGGUUCAGUCACAAGAUCCCAAACGGGGUUAGACUUGGAGCUUCUGACUGUCUUGGACAGAGAGAGUGAUCCGAGUACCCGGACGUUGCUCAAAAGAUGCGUUGAACUACUCAUUUUGGAUUUGUGCGAGCGCAAACCAAUUGACGCGAUGCAACACCUAUCGAACGUAGCCUUAUACACUUCGAACACUAAAACACGACCAGAAGUGAGUUCGGCCGUCUUGCAAGACGACGAAGAGGCUGAAACUGAUCUUACGAGUCUUGAUGAAGACGAACACGCCAGUGAAGUUGAACGUGGAGCACCCAAGUUGAGUACGCGGUUAUACGCGGCUCAAUUACUGGCUGCCGUACCGACCAUGCUCGGAAAGGACGAGAGGCAUAAGACUUUGACAGCAGCUCGCAAGAGCUUCGAAGCUGAUUCCGAUGAUCGCUGGCUAUCUCUGCACGCUCAGCGUGCGUUUGAUAUUGCUUAUCGAUUGUGUGUGUCGCCGAUUUCGGCACUUCACGCACCUGGAUUGGAUAUGUUCUCAAAUUUGAUGAAUCUUUGGGCGAAAGACUUAGAUCCCGACUCUUUAUCCGAUGCGGAUGCGCGAGCUGUGUAUGUUCUAGAGCAGUAUCAGGCUCAACUUUUGUCGGCCAUGCGCGCGACAGAUCCUGAAAAUGCAUCACUCGAGUCGUUCCUUGCGUUGCUGCGCCUUGUAUCGAGUGCGCUGACGAGCGGUAUCGCCGGUGAAGACGCGGCGAUGACGAAGCGACUUGGGGGCGUCGUGACCAAAAUUGCACGCGAAAUGAAUCAAGGUACAUCCGAUAUCCUAUGUGGAAAGGUUUGCGAUGAAGCGGUUGCGGUGCAAGCGAAAGAAACUUUGGUCAUCAAUAUCGCGAGAAUUGCAUCGAGUGCUCCUGGAGUCGUACCGGAUGACGUUUUGGAAUUCAUGAGCUUCGAAUGGAUCACAGCUAUUCGUAACCCUAGCGGUCGUUGCUCGGACGACGAUUUGAGUGCGAUCAUGUCGGCUUGUUCCAUGUCGAGCCAAAAUUAUGAAAACACUUCGCUGAUUAGAGAGCUGUGUUUCAAAGCACUCAUUUGCGGCUUUAACAACUCGCGUCAGUCUUCUACGCCUCUCGUGAUGCAUGCUAUAAGGACGGCGAAAAACGUUAUACGACACCAAGACGUGGGGAUUUUGUCGUGCGAAGUACGUGUUAUGCGCGAUGUCGUGAUUGAACAUCCCAAUGAAAGUGUUCGCCAGGACGUCAUCGCGCUCAUCGAAGACUUGGAAACUGCGGACAAGAUACAUCCAAACGCGCUCGUUGAUACGAUCGAGUUGAGUGCCAGUCUCAUGUCGAGUCCGAUCGCUACUGAAUCCCAAUUUUCCAGGUUGUUCAUCGUUUGCAUGCGGCUUUCCCGACGGAGUAAGCGAGCUGCGCGUGGUGUGGGAGCGCUCGUAAAUCGGUUUCUUGAGGAUGUACGUUUUGACAAGUAUAAACUGGUCGCUCUUCGAUCGAUACGACUCGCAGAACCCGAUUUAUUGGUCAACGCUCUGACGUCGUAUGGUCACUCCUUCGCGGGUUGCGCGAGAAGGCUAAUCAAAGCGUAUUACGCGUGCGUUGCGAGCGAGCGAGCGCCAGUGGAGGGCUCACUUGAGUUCGUAUCAGAAAGUUUGCAAACGUGGGCCGCGGUGUUUCUUUUGUUGAAAGAUGACGAGGACGAAACGAAAUGUUUGAGGCCUCUCGCGAUCUUCCUCGCAAUCGCAGUAGAGGUGACGGCACCGAAUUGCGUACCAGAGAGCGUGGUCGAUGCCACAGUUGGAUUGCUUGCCUCACAAAUAUUGGUGAAGUUGGCGGCGGUGUGUCCCGAACCAUUUCGGAGCGUCGUCGGCCAGCUCUCUGAUGCGUCGAAGGCGCGGUUGCAAAUGCUGUUGCGCUACAAGCCGACGCAGCACGAGACUCCCGCGUUGAUGUCGCCUCUUAAUAUAGCACUGCCGAGUAUUAGCGCUUGA
Molecule: messenger RNA, 5295 nt
Organism: Ostreococcus tauri
Lineage: Eukaryota; Viridiplantae; Chlorophyta; Mamiellophyceae; Mamiellales; Bathycoccaceae
Product: Armadillo-type fold
Exons: 1
Coding region: 1-5295 (1764 amino acids)
Biological process (GO): carbohydrate metabolic process
Source: RefSeq, a predicted model, not a curated record